UCUCACGGUGCCAAGAUGGCGGCGGCGGCGGGCGGCGGCAGUUGCCCCGGGCCUGGCUCCGCGCGGGGCCGCUUCCCGGGCCGGCCGCGGGGCUCCGGCGGGGGCGGGGGCCGCGGCGGACGGGGCAGCGGAGCCGAGAGAGUGCGGGUAGCUCUGCGGCGCGGCGGCGGCGCGGGGGGGCCGGGCGGAGCCGAGCCCGGGGAGGACACGGCCCUGCUCCGUUUGCUGGGGCUCCGCCGGGGCCUGCGCCGGCUCCGCCGCCUGUGGGCUGGCCCGCGCAUUCAACGGGGCCGGGGCCGGGGCCGGGGCCGGGGCUGGGGCCCAAGCCGUGGCUGCGUGCCGGAGGAGGAGAGCAGUGACGAGGAAUCCGACGAUGAGGAGUUUCAGGGUUUUCAUUCAGAUGAAGAUGUGGCCCCCAGUUCCCUGCGCUCUGCGCUCCGAUCCCAGCGAGGUCGAGCCCCCCGAGGUCGGGGCCGCAAGCAUAAGACGACCCCCAUUCCGCCUCCUCGCCUAGCAGAUGUCGCUCCUACCCCCCCAAAGACUCCUGCCCGGAAACGGGGUGAGGAGGGCACAGAACGGAUGGUGCAGGCACUGACUGAACUUCUUCGGCGGGCCCAGGCACCCCAAGCCCCGCGGAGCCGGGCAUGUGAGCCCUCCACUCCACGUCGGUCUCGGGGACGGCCCCCAGGACGGCCAGCAGGCCCCUGCAGGAAAAAGCAACAAGCAGUAGUGGUGGCAGAAGCAGCUGUGACAAUCCCCAAACCUGAGCCCCCACCUCCUGUGGUUCCUGUAAAACAUCGAACUGGCAGCUGGAAGUGCAAGGAGGGGCCUGGCCCAGGACCUGGGACCCCCAAGCGUGGAGGACAGUCUGGGCGAGGAGGCCGUGGAGGUAGAGGCCGAGGCCGAGGCGGGCUCCCUCUCGUAAUCAAGUUUGUUUCAAAGGCCAAAAAAGUGAAGAUGGGACAGUUGUCCUUGGGACUCGAAUCAGGUCAGGGUCAAGAUCAACAUGAAGAAAGCUGGCAGGAUGCCCCCCAAGCAAAAGUUGGAUCUGGACAGGGAGAGGGCCCUUGCUGGAGAAAAGAGCAAAAGCUAGAGGAAGAGGAGGAGACGGAAGAAGAGAAAGACAAGGAAGAGAAAGAGGAGAAGGUAGAGAGAGCUGGACCUGAAGAAGAGAUGAUGCUAGCAGAGGAAAAGGAAGAGGCAAAGCUGCCAUCUCCACCCUCCACUCCUCCAGCCCCUCCAGCCCCUCCACCUGCUCCAUCUUCUCCACCUCCUCCACCUCCACCACCGCCUCCACCCCUCCCACCCCCCUCCACUUCUCCUUCAUCCCCAGUUUGCCCUCCACCACCCCCAGUGUCCCCUCUGCCCCCACCAUCGCCUCCACCGCCUCCUGCCCCAGAGGAGCAGGAAGAAUCCCCUCCUCCAGUGGUCCCAGCUACAUGCUCCAGGAAGAGGGGCCGGCCUCCCCUGACCCCCAGCCAGCGGGCAGAGCGAGAAGCUGCUCGGGCAGUGCCGGAGGGUACCUCUCCUCCCACUCCAACCCCCAGCACCACCACGGGGGGCCCUCUGGAAGACGGCCCCACUGUGGCCCCCAAAAGUACCACCUUCCUGAAGAAUAUCCGGCAGUUUAUUAUGCCUGUGGUGAGUGCCCGCUCCUCCCGAGUCAUCAAGACACCCCGGCGAUUUAUGGACGAAGACCCCCCCAAACCCCUAAAGGUAGAAGUCUCACCUGUUCUGCGGCCUCCUGUUGCCACCUCCCCACUUGCCCCCCCAGAACCAGCACCAGCUCCCUCUCCACCGCGUGCCCCAACCCCCCCAUCUACCCCAGUCCCACUCCCUGAGAAGAGACGGUCCAUUCUAAGGGAACCCACAUUUCGCUGGACCUCGCUGACCCGGGAACUGCCCCCUCCUCCUCCUGCCCCCCCACCGGCCCCACCCCCACCUCCUGCCCCUGUCACUCCAUCGCGGAGACCCCUGCUCCUUCGGGCACCUCAGUUUACCCCGAGUGAAGCCCACUUGAAGAUCUACGAAUCGGUGCUUACUACUCCUCUUGGGGCCCCGGAAGCCCCUGAGCCAGAGCCGCCUCCUGCCGACGACUCUCCAGCUGAGCCUGAGCCACGGGCAGUGGGCCGCACCAACCACCUCAGCCUGCCUCGAUUUGCCCCCGUGGUCGCCACUCCUGUUAAGGCCGAGGCGCCCCUUCCUGCGGCUCCGUCUCUGAGCAACGGGCAGCAGUCUCAGGCUCAGUUACAGCAGCCCCUCCAGGCCUUGUCAAGCCAGCUGCUGCCCCAGGCGCUACCACCACAGCAGCCCCAACUACAAGCGCACUUACAGCUGCAGCCACAGCCACCGCCGCAGCAGCUGUCACCACUGGAAAAGGCCCGUACUGCGGGCUUGGGUUCCUUACCACUGUCUGGUGUGGAGGAGAAAAUGUUCAGCCUCCUCAAGAGAGCCAAGGUGCAGCUGUUCAAGAUUGAUCAGCAGCAGCAGCAGCAGAAGGUGGCGUCUUUGAUGCCGCCGAGCCCUGGAGGGCAGAUGGAGGAAGUCGUGGGGACUGUCAAGCAGAUCUCAGAUAGAGGUUCUGUCAAGUCUGAAGAUGAAUCGAUGGAAACUAAGAGAGAGAGACCGUCGGGCCCUGAGUCCCCUGUGCAAGGCCCCCGUAUCAAACAUGUCUGUCGUCAUGCUGCUGUGGCCCUAGGUCAGGCCCGGGCCAUGGUGCCCGAAGACGUCCCCCGCCUCAGUGCUCUCCCUCUCCGGGAUCGGCAGGACCUCGUCGCGGAGGAUACAUCAUCAGCAUCUGAGACUGAGAGUGUCCCGUCACGGUCUCGGCGGGGAAAAGUGGAGUCAGCAGGGCCUGGGGGAGACUCAGAGCCUGCAGGGUCUGGAGGGACCCUGGCCCAUACACCCCGGCGCUCACUGCCCUCCCAUCAUGGCAAGAAGAUGAGGAUGGCACGGUGUGGACAUUGUCGGGGCUGCCUGCGUGUGCAGGACUGUGGGUCCUGUGUCAACUGCCUGGACAAGCCCAAAUUUGGGGGCCCCAACACCAAGAAGCAGUGCUGUGUAUACCGGAAGUGUGACAAGAUAGAGGCUCGGAAGAUGGAACGGCUGGCUAAAAAAGGCCGGACGAUAGUGAAGACGCUGUUGCCCUGGGAUUCCGAUGAAUCUCCUGAGGCCUCCCCUGGUCCUCCAGGCCCACGCCGGGGGGCGGGAGCUGGGGGGCCCCGGGAGGAGGUGGUGGCCCCCCCAGGGCCCGAGGAGCAGGACUCCCUCCUACUGCAGCGCAAGUCAGCCCGGCGCUGCGUCAAACAGCGACCCUCCUAUGAUAUCUUCGAGGACUCGGAUGACUCAGAGCCUGGGGGUCCCCCUGCUCCCCGGCGUCGGACCCCCCGAGAGAAUGAGCUGCCAGUGCCAGAACCCGAGGAGCAGAGCCGGCCCCGCAAACCCACCCUGCAGCCUGUGUUGCAGCUCAAGGCCCGAAGGCGCCUGGACAAGGAUGCUUUGGCUCCUGGCCCCUUUGCCUCUUUUCCCAAUGGCUGGACUGGAAAACAGAAGUCUCCUGACGGAGUGCACCGGGUCCGUGUGGAUUUUAAGGAGGAUUGUGACCUGGAGAACGUGUGGCUGAUGGGCGGCCUGAGCGUGCUCACCUCCGUGCCAGGGGGGCCACCGAUGGUGUGCUUGCUGUGUGCCAGCAAAGGCCUGCAUGAGCUGGUGUUCUGCCAAGUCUGCUGUGACCCUUUCCAUCCAUUCUGUCUGGAGGAGGCCGAGCGGCCCCUGCCUCAACAUCAUGACACCUGGUGCUGCCGCCGCUGCAAGUUUUGCCAUGUCUGUGGGCGCAAAGGCCGGGGAUCCAAGCACCUCCUGGAGUGUGAGCGCUGCCGCCAUGCUUACCACCCAGCCUGUCUGGGGCCCAGCUACCCAACUCGGGCCACACGCAAACGGCGCCACUGGAUCUGCUCGGCCUGCGUGCGCUGUAAGAGCUGUGGGGCAACUCCAGGCAAGAACUGGGACGUCGAGUGGUCUGGAGAUUACAGCCUCUGCCCCAGGUGCACCCAGCUCUUUGAGAAAGGAAACUUUUGCCCAAUCUGUACACGCUGCUACGAAGACAACGACUACGAGAGCAAGAUGAUGCAGUGUGCACAGUGUGACCACUGGGUGCAUGCCAAGUGUGAGGGGCUCUCGGAUGAAGACUAUGAGAUCCUUUCUGGGCUGCCAGACUCCGUGCUGUACACCUGCGGACCGUGUGCAGGGGCCACGCACCCCCGUUGGCGAGAGGCCCUGAGUGGGGCCCUGCAGGGGGGCCUGCGCCAGGUGCUCCAGGGUCUGCUGAGCUCCAAAGUGGCGGGCCCACUGCUGCUGUGCACUCAGUGUGGGCAGGCUGGAAAGCAGCUGCACCCAGGCCCCUGUGAUCUGCAAGCUGUGAGUCGGCGCUUCGAGGAAGGCCAUUACAAGUCUGUGCACAGCUUUAUGGAGGACAUGGUGGGCAUCCUGAUGAGGCACUCAGAAGAAGGAGAAGGCACUCAGCCAGAGCGCCGGGCUGGAGGCCAGAUGAAGGGGCUCCUACUGAAGCUGCUAGAGUCUGCGUUCGGCUGGUUCGACGCCCACGACCCCAAGUACUGGCGACGGAGUACCCGGCUGCCGAACGGAGUUCUUCCCAAUGCCGUGUUGCCCCCGUCCUUGGACCAUGUCUACGCUCAGUGGAGGCAGCAGGAACCUGAGACCCCAGAAUCAGGGCAGCCUCCAGGGGACCCCUCAGCAGCUUUUCAGGGUAAGGAUCCAGCUGCUUUCUCACACCUGGAGGACCCUCGUCAGUGUGCGCUCUGCCUCAAAUAUGGGGAUGCAGAUUCUAAGGAGGCAGGACGACUCCUAUACAUUGGGCAGAAUGAGUGGACACACGUCAACUGUGCCAUUUGGUCAGCUGAAGUGUUUGAGGAAAAUGAUGGCUCCCUCAAAAAUGUGCAUGCUGCUGUGGCUCGAGGGAGGCAGAUGCGCUGUGAACUCUGCCUGAAGCCUGGAGCCACAGUGGGCUGCUGCCUUUCCUCCUGCCUCAGCAACUUCCAUUUCAUGUGUGCCCGGGCCAGCUAUUGCAUCUUCCAGGAUGACAAGAAAGUUUUCUGCCAGAAACACACAGACCUGCUGGAUGGCAAGGAGAUUGUGACCCCUGAUGGGUUUGAUGUUCUCCGCCGAGUCUACGUGGACUUUGAGGGCAUCAACUUUAAGCGAAAGUUCUUGACGGGGCUGGAACCUGAUGCCAUCAAUGUGCUCAUUGGCUCCAUCCGAAUUGACUCCUUGGGUACCUUGUCUGAUCUCUCGGACUGCGAGGGACGGCUCUUCCCCAUUGGCUACCAGUGCUCCCGUCUGUACUGGAGCACAGUGGAUGCUCGACGGCGCUGCUGGUAUCGGUGUCGUAUUCUGGAGUAUCGGCCAUGGGGUCCGAGGGAAGAGCCGGUUCACCUGGAGGCAGCAGAGGAGAAUCAGACCAUUGUGCACAGCCCUGCCCCUUCCUCAGAGCCCCCAGAUCAUGUGGACCCCCCUCCAGAUAUAGAUGCCCUCAUCCCCGGAGCUCCUGAGCACCACUCACCUGUUCAGAACCUGGACCCCCCACUUCGGCCAGAUCCAAGCAGUGCCCCUCCUCCGGCCCCCCGCUCCUUCUCGGGGGCUCGAAUCAAAGUGCCCAACUACUCACCAUCCCGGAGGCCCUUGGGGGGUGUCUCCUUUGGACCCCUGCCCUCCCCUGGAAGUCCAUCUUCUCUGACCCACCACAUCCCCACGGUGGGAGACCUGGACUUCCCAGCUCCCCCCAGACGUUCCCGUCGUCCCAGCCCCCUGGCCCCAAGGCUGCCGGCCUCACGGCGGGCCUCUCCCCCUCUCAGAACCUCCCCACAGCUCAGGGUGCCCCCUCCUACCUCAGUCGUUAGAGCCCUCACACCUACCUCAGGGGAGCUGGCUCCCCCUGGCCCAGCCCCAUCUCCUCCACAACCCCCUGAAGACCUGGGCCCAGACUUUGAGGACAUGGAGGUGGUAUCAGGACUGAGUGCUGCUGACCUGGACUUUGCGGCCAGCCUGCUGGGGACUGAGCCCUUCCAGGAAGAGAUUGUGGCUGCGGGGGUAGUGGGGAGCAGCCACGGGGGCCCAGGGGACAGUUCAGAGGAAGAGGCCAGCCCUACCCCCCGCUAUGUCCACUUCCCUGUGACUGUGGUGUCUGGCCCUGCCCUGGCCCCUGGCGCCCUUCCUGGAGCCCCCCGCAUCGAACAGCUGGAUGGAGUGGAUGACGGCACGGACAGCGAGGCAGAGGCCAUCCAGCAGCCUCGGGGUCAGGGGACUCCUCCUUCAGGGCCAGGAGUGGGCCGGGCUGGGGUCAUCGGGGCUGCAGGGGACAGAACCCGACCUCCUGAGGACUUGCCGUCAGAAAUUGUGGAUUUUGUGUUGAAGAACUUAGGGGGGCCCGGGGAGGGAGGUGCUGGGCCCAGAGAGGAGCCGCUCCCCCCAGCACCUCCACUGGCCAAUGGCAGCCAGCCUCCCCAGGGCCUACCCUCCAACCCAGCUGACCCCACUCGGACGUUUGCCUGGCUCCCUGGGGCCCCAGGGGUCCGGGUAUUGAGCCUGGGCCCUACCCCUGAGCCCCCCAAACCCGCCACAUCCAAAAUCAUCCUUGUCAACAAGCUCGGGCAAGUGUUCGUCAAGAUGGCUGGGGAGGGUGAACCCGUCUCACCCCCAGUGAAGCAGCCACCUCUGCCCCCUCCCAUCCCCCCCACAGCCCCUGCUUCCUGGACUCUGCCCCCGGGACCGCUGCUGGGUGUGUUGCCAGUGGUAGGGGUGGUCCGCCCCGCCCCACCACCACCCCCUCCUCCACUGACACUGGUGUUGAGCAGUGGGCCCCCCAGCCCACCCCAUCAGGCCAUCCGCGUCAAGAGGGUGUCCACCUUCUCUGGCCGUUCCCCACCAGCGCCUCCCCCAAACAAGAACCCCCGGCUGGAGGAAGAUGGAGAGUCCUUGGAGGAUGCUCCCCAGGGUCCAGGGCUUAGUGGCAGCGGGUUUAGCCGAGUGAGGAUGAAAACGCCCACAGUGCGUGGAGUUCUCGACUUGGAUGAGCCUGGGGAGCCCACUGGGGAGGAAAGUCCAAGGCCCCUCCAGGACCGGUCCCCCUUGCUGCCACUCCCAGAAGGUGGUCCUCCCCGGGCCCCCGAUGGUCCCCCUGACCUGCUGCUUGAGUCCCAGUGGCACCACUACUCAGCCCUGUCCGGAUACGUGGAUUGUCUCAUUACGUAGCGCUGUUACUGAGCGUGGAAGCCGAGCGAGGUACACGAGAGACCGCUUAACUGAAAGACUGCGUAUGAGGGUCAGAGGUGGCGUGAGGAUAUGGCAGUGACCAUGACGGACAGGUCCCCACCCUUAGGGACCACGCCACAUUUUGGUAGAGGAAGCAGACACGUACGUUAGCAAGUGUACUGCAGCUGAGAACGAGCGCCGUGAGAAAGAAGGCAAUGAGAGCGCCCGGGUGAGGCCCCUGUAGUCAGCCUGUCGGGUUCAGGGAACAGAAUGGAGGUGAGGAUGGGGUAAGGGCAAAGAGGAGGUGGAAGAAGUUGUCAGAGGUGAACCCAGGGGCACUGAGGCCUGGAGAUGAUGGGGUCACACAGCAAACCAGGUUUGGAGUCUUGCCUUGGGCUGGGAGGGCAUGUGGUCAGGUUGGCCCAGAGGAGUGGUGUGGGGAGCAAGCGUGGCCAUGUGGGUCCUGCCUCUCCUACAGCACCCUGUACUCAAACUUAGGUUCUUCCCACCCUCCCUGCUCUGGACGGUCAGUCCUCAGACCGCGCCAUACUUGAGUGAGCCGCUGCAUCUGGGCUGAUCUACACACACACACACACACACACACACACACACACACACCCCCUCCCUGCACCCCUUGUAGCACUUCAACUUCCUUUGCUGGCUUCCCACACCCCACCCCUCCUCAUCUCUCUGCUCUUGCCUCCUCGUUGCCCCGGCCUGUCACUUUGGCGUGUCCCAGUGUCCCAGUGCCCCGGCCAUGAAUUCUCUGUCUGCACUUACUCUCAAGUGUUCUCAUCUUUUCCUGGCUCUGGAUCCCAUCUCGUACUCUGACAGCCUGUAGAUUGGUAGCCAGGCUCCUAGAUCCCGCUGCCUGCUCCCUGUCUCCAGCAGGUUGCAAGGGCAGGUUUUCUGAGAGGAAUUUCAGACUCAGCAUGUCCCAAACUCAGCUCUCUACCUUGUUGCACGCUCUCCUCACCAUCUCUGUUCCAGUUGUUCAGGCCCCAAACCUCAGAGUUGUCCUUGACCCUCCGCUGGCUCUCACAUCGCCAUCUCCUACAGCAGCAAGUCCUCUCUGUUUGAGCUGCAAAAUCUUUAGCCCCUGAGAAAUCUCUUAAAUAGCUCAUAACGUACAUGUACUUGACUGUGGGUAGGGGUCUAUAUAAUAAAUUUGUAAUAUUAACAGAGCUGUGCUGCAUAUAAAAAAAUACAUGUGCAAGAUAUCCUCCUCUGGUAUUUUUAAUUUUCUGUGAGAGAAGAACAAGGGGCAGAUGGGCAUUGUUGGUGAACUGGGUUUGAGUGAGCCAGAAGUGUGUCCUGCUGAGCCAGGGCACCCCAGGCUGCUGCCAUGGAAAUGCUCAUCUCUCCGAGAACUCUAACAGAAAAGGGACUGUGGGCUCAUCAGAAAAAAAUAAUGUCCAUCCUGCAGGGCUCAUGGGGCAGUUAGAGCAGGAAGAGAGCCCUCAGCCCAAGUGUCUGUGCUUGUGCAUGGAGAGGAAGGGAGGGGGUUGGGGAACCCGGGGCCCCAGAGUCCAGGAGGGGUGAUCCUCACCUACUCUCACCUGCUGCUUGG
Mustela erminea (ermine) is the source of this 8836-nucleotide messenger RNA. It is a transcript of the gene KMT2B, whose product is annotated as lysine methyltransferase 2B. The coding region runs from base 16 to 7266 and encodes 2416 amino acids. The record is from RefSeq and is a predicted model, not a curated record. The transcript has 31 exons. Gene Ontology annotation, molecular function: DNA binding; protein binding; histone H3K4 methyltransferase activity. Gene Ontology annotation, biological process: positive regulation of DNA-templated transcription. Gene Ontology annotation, cellular component: histone methyltransferase complex; nucleus. NCBI's taxonomy places the organism in Eukaryota, Metazoa, Chordata, Mammalia, Carnivora, Mustelidae.